GUUUGCAAAGCAACAGCAUACCACUUUUUGUAGCAGAAGUUUUGUUAAAAGAGCAGGAGAAGCAGCCAAAAGAACAAUGAAUAUACUCUCAGUUGCACGUAGGUCAUUGAAUUUUGUUUCGAUAAAUCAGUUUCGUCAGACACAUUUGCUCAGAAGACUUUCUACAUGGCAGUUUACUGGGGCAAAUCGAUGUGCUGUAUGAAGGAAGAAGGAAUAGAAGUGAAAUUAAAGAAAAUCUCUGGACAUUUCAAUUUAUAAUAUGCUCAGCUGAGAACUUCAUGCUUGCUUCCUUUAUUACAAGGGUAGUAUUAUUUUUGUUGCAAAUCUUUGGGGUAAAUACAAUGCUAUUCCUAAUGUUUUUUCCGUCCUAUUUGCGUCCCAAACAUUUUAAAAGUGACUUUAACUUUCCCACUUAAGUCCACCAAAAAUCAAUAAAGGAGGGUGUAUAUCCUUUCAAAUUGUCGUUUUUUUAGGAAUUUAGCAAAGAACCUGUUCUUACAUAGACAUGGGAACACAAUGACGAUGGGGAAUGGGGAAGAGGACAACAAUAUCCUCGAUUGUUGGAACCAAAAUGUUAGGAACAACAUUAAUGCAUACCCUCAAUGUUUGGAACCAAGAUGAUAAUUUGCCCUUAUACAACAUCUCUAGAUGUUCAAUUUCUUUCUCAGAUUUAUUUACUUAUCUUUGUGAAACCCUUACCGGAGGUUCAAGCAGAUAAUGGCACUGUUAAUCAGCAAACUAAUAAGUUAGAGACUCCCGAGGAGUUUGAGGGGCGGAUUUUUGGUGAUAAUCCUGGGAGAAGUUCCUCAGUUGAUUCCUUUUUUGAAAAGGUUUCUCGUUGGGGAAAGGCUCAAGAUAGAGCUAAAGGUGACAACUCAUGGUUGGAUGAUCUAGAAGAAAGUUUUGACACAUUAUCUGAUGGAAUGGAUGGAAAACUGAAGAAUGCGGCACGAUACUUUGAAUAUGAUUCAGAUGAAGUCGAAGAAGAAGACUAUUCUUUUCGACAUGAUGCCACCUUUUGGCCUUACACAACAUAUGAAUUAAGGGAUCUUGACUUUACAAAACCUGGCGUACGCAAACCCAAACCGAGGGAUGAAUUCCAAAUAACCACGAAAGAAGUUCUUAGUCAGGCAGAUUUCAGGAAUGUUAGUUUCCUAGCAAACUUCAUAACAGAGGCAGGAAUAAUUAUUAAGAGAAGCAAGACUGGCAUUAGUGCAAAGGCUCAAAGGAAGGUUGCUAGAGAGAUUAAAACUGCUCGUGCUUUUGGCUUGAUGCCUUUUACAACAAUGGGUACAAAGGCAUUUAUUUCUGGGAGAACCAUGGAGAAUGUUGAUGAUGACUUUGCAUAUGAGACUUUUGGUAGAAAAAUGCAUGCAGAUCCUGCUAUGGAAGAUGACUACUCACGAGAGCGUAGAUAGAGCUAGAGCUUUGAUUACUAAGGUGUACGCGUAGUUUAUGCUAGUAUAAAUCUUGAAGCUGCAUGGUGUUAUUUCCUUGUAGUUGAUGUUCUCAAGUAUCAUCAUACCGCCCGGGUUGGAAGCGUAGAAGUUUAUCCUUUAUGCAGAUUUCUUUCAAUGUAUACUGGAUAAAUAAGCCCUACUUAAAUUUAUUAUACGACAUUAAGUUUUCAAAAAAUAUCAUUAUAAGAGAAAUUAGUUUUGCUUUGAAACGCUACGUUUUUUUUUUUUGACUGAUCACAAAAUAACCUUGUCCCCAUGAUUUUGAAAACUGGUCGGUCGAAUGGAAAAUCGAUGACUUAAGUGGUUCGGUUUAUAAAGGAAAUCGUCCAAUUGUAAAAUUGGAAUUGAACCGGUGAAUCAGACGAGAAUCACCAUUACUUCUACUGCCAAUAUUGGCUUUUGAGGAACUCAUUAGGCAUGAACUUGUGUCCUCUUGAUAUUUGGGCUUUGUUUGAUUG
Molecule: messenger RNA, 1918 nt
Organism: Arachis stenosperma
Lineage: Eukaryota; Viridiplantae; Streptophyta; Magnoliopsida; Fabales; Fabaceae
Exons: 6
Coding region: 603-1418 (271 amino acids)
Biological process (GO): translation
Cellular component (GO): ribosome; mitochondrial small ribosomal subunit
Molecular function (GO): structural constituent of ribosome; small ribosomal subunit rRNA binding
Source: RefSeq, a predicted model, not a curated record